Periophthalmus magnuspinnatus is the source of this 3104-nucleotide messenger RNA. It is a transcript of the gene rbm10, whose product is annotated as RNA binding motif protein 10. The transcript is spliced from 23 exons. Gene Ontology annotation, biological process: mRNA splicing, via spliceosome. Gene Ontology annotation, molecular function: RNA binding. The coding region runs from base 174 to 2519 and encodes 781 amino acids. The record is from RefSeq and is a predicted model, not a curated record. NCBI's taxonomy places the organism in Eukaryota, Metazoa, Chordata, Actinopteri, Gobiiformes, Gobiidae. Gene Ontology annotation, cellular component: nucleus.
GCCCACUCUGAAAUGUCAUGCUGCUGUGGCCAUUUUCACUUUAACGAGAAAAAGAAAACUGUUCUGUUCUGACUAAUGAAGACUGCAGCAAGGCCAUGUCUUGUAGAUGCACGAUGUGACAGUGAGUAAUGACUGACACAUGACGCAGACAUAGUCCAAAACGAGUCCACAAUAUGGACUCUGAGGGAAGAGGAGGGCGGGGUGAUCGAGCGGGACGCUAUGGGAAUGCGCCCAGAAUUCACAAUUUCCAAGACCAAGAGUCCAGAAACUGUGGACAAGAGGAUGAAGAACCGGGAUUUGACGGCAUGGCUACAGAGGAGUUGAGAGAGUUUCAGCCUGACCUAAGCAUUUCAACAAAACGAGAUGGGGAAACAACAGACAAGACGUUUGAGCAUUCUUGCAUUGACAAUGACAAUAAAAUCUUAAGCCAUGGAACCAGACGGGUGCUUUAUAGUUCUGCAAAGCAAUGUGGGGGUGACAGGUUCCCUCUCAGCGGAGAAAAGAGAAAGGGGGUUCCAAGUGAAGUAGAAGAGUAUUGCACUUCUUUGGAUGAACCGAGGGACCAGGACUAUCGCACAGACUUUGACUACAAUCAGAAACCAAGCCACAUUGUAAUGCUUCGUAUGCUUCCACCUAAUGCCACCACCAUAGAGAUCCGAGCGCAUUUACAGGAACAGGGCAUUCAACCAAAAGAGGUCCGCCUCAUGAGAAACAAGACAUCAGGUCAGAGCCGAGGAUUCGCCUUCGUCGAGUUUAAUCACAUACAGGAGGCCACCCGCUGGAUGGAGACCAACCAGGGAGUGCUGUCGAUAAUGGGCCAGAGAGUGUCCAUGCACUACAGUGAUCCAAAGCCACGUGCCAACGAAGACUGGCUUUGCAACAAGUGUGGUGUGCAAAACUUUAAACGGAGGGAGAAGUGCUUCAAAUGCUCCGCUCCCAAAGCAGAGGCGGAGUUGAAGUUGCCCCAGUUACAGCAGGACUUGGUUGUUGGACUGCACAAUAGUAGGGUCCAGGGAUUGCUGCCCUUACCUGUACAUUACCAGACCACAAGCCUUUCUGUUGCUCAAGGGCAAGCUGCACAACAGCAGACAGAUACUGCCAAUGAUACCCUGAUCCUCCGAAACCUUGGACCACAUACUUCAGUUGAUGCAAUCUUGUUAGCGUUAUCUCCUUUUGCGACUCUUUCACCUUCUAAUGUGCGUUUGAUCAAGGAUAAGCACACCAAUCUCAAUAGAGGUUUUGCCUUCCUACAGCUGUCAACUAUAGUGGAGGCUUCUCAGUUACUGCAAAUUUUACAGACUCAACUACCAUCUCUUUCUAUUGAUGGCAAGACCAUUGUGGUAGAGUUUGCCAAAGGGUCCAAACGUGAUGUUUUCCAAUCAGAUGGCAGCAAAGUGAGUGCUGCAACUGUGGCUAGUACAGCCAUAGCGGCUGCUCAGUGGGCUGUGACACAAACUGCUCAAACAGUUCCUGAUGGUAAUUCGAGUGUAGCGGUGUUUCAACAGGCUGCAGCAGUAACCUAUAACCAGGAAGCAUUCACUGGGUCAAAUAGCACUACUGGGUUUGCUGCAAUGCCCACCAACACACCUGGAGACUACACAGAUGCUGUGACCCCAGAGGGACACAAGUGUUUAAUCCAGAGACAGGGAACUCCCAUCUCAGCAGCCACCACACCAACCACCCAGUGUGAGGUUGUGGGAACAACUGUUUCAAGUCAGCCAGCCAUUCCUGGAACUGAACAUGAGCUUAAACAAUACCCUGUCCCAAACAUGUCAACCUACCAGUAUGAUGAGAGCUCUGGGUACUAUUAUGACCCUCUCACAGGACUAUACUAUGAUCCGAAUUCACAGUAUUACUACAAUCCUCACACUCAGCAGUAUAUGUACUGGGAUGGAGAAAAGCAUGCAUACAUUCCUGCAGAUGGCCAGUCAAACACUGGCAAUACUGACACAGAGUCAAAGGAUAAAAAGGAAAAAAAUAAGAGUAAAACUGCACAACAGAUAGCUAAGGAUAUGGAACGUUGGGCCAAAAGUCUAAACAGACACAAAGAAAACAUGCGUGCAUCGUCUGGCACUCCAGGACUGGGUCCAGGACAGACAAGAGGCCGUUCAGAGAACUUCAGGGAGUCUGCGAGUGCUGAUGCUGGAUAUGCUGUUCUGGAGAAAAAGGGGGCGCUGUUGGAACAUCCUCAGAUAAAUCUGGAUCAGAUGAGGCAAACAGCUACAGGUUCACCAGUUCAACAACUGGGUCUUGUGCCAGCCUACAAUGGAGAUGUUGACAGUGAUGAAGAAGGAGGAUUCAAAGAUGAGAGAGAAGGUAGAUUGACUGACUGGUCUAAAUUGGCAUGUUUACUUUGUCGAAGGCAGUUUCCAAGCAAGGAGGCCCUCAUCAGGCACCAACAGCUUUCUGAACUCCAUAAGCAAAACCUGGAACAAAUACAGUUCAAUCCUGGCAGAGAAACAUCGACGGAUGGAUUUCAACCUCCUGACUUUAAGAAGAGAAAGAUUAUAUCAGUGUAAGUGUUCAUUAAUGGAGGGGUCAGGGGCCCAUUCUGGUGCCUGAGUAGUGAAAUAAAAUGCGAACUAAGGGUAUGUUGUGGGUAAUAUGCAAGUGGAUUAAUUCCCACCACUACCUUUCCUGCACAUGACUUUGCUGUCUAAAUCCAAUUUUAAAAUAUAUUUACUGUAACAUGUUUAGAUACCUCAAUAAUUUUACUUUGCUAGAACAUUUGUUGCAGCAGUGUGCACAUUCUUUUUUUCUUCCUCAAUUGCUUUUCGGAGCAUUUAUUGUCAGUAUAGCAAAAAUGUCUCUUUAUCUAAUUAAACCUUCAUUUUAUACAAUUUCUUUCUAUGCACAGUGGUGAUAGAUCUUAUGUAAUGAAAUAUCAACAUUCAUUCAGUGAAUGAUGUGAAGUGUGUAAAAAAUACACCAUGUAUUUCUAAUUGGGCAAUAUAGGAAAACAGAAUAAACAAGAUGCUUUGUGCAUACAGAAAUAAAGAUUGGCCUAUGAUAAAAGCAAAAAGGUUAGGCCUAUUAAAAAAAAUGACUGUUGUGGAUUCUCCGUGGGUUCUUUGUAAAUAUGUAAUAAAAUGCACUAAAAUUGC